GGAGCGGCCGCUGAGUGGGAGUAGCAUGUGGACGUUCGGACGCCGCGCAGCCGCGGGCUUGCUGCCCCGGACGGCCUCCCGGGCCUCCGCCUGGGUCCGGAACCCACGCGGGAGGGAACGGAUUGGAACCUGCGGCCGCCGAGGCCUACAUGUCACAGCCAACGCCGACGCCAUCCGCCACUCUCAUUUGAACCUCCACUACCUCGGUCAGAUUCUGAACAUCAAAAAGCAGAGUGUCUGCGUGGUGCAUUUGAGGAACUCGGGGACGUUGGGCAACCCAAGCUCUCUAGACGAGACAGCUUAUGAAAGACUUGCGGAAGAGACACUGGACGCCCUGGCAGAAUUCUUUGAAGACCUUGCAGACAAGCCCUACACCCUGAAGGACUAUGAUGUCUCUUUUGGGGAUGGCGUGCUCACCAUUAAGCUGGGCGGAGAUCUAGGGACCUAUGUGAUCAACAAGCAGACCCCAAACAAGCAAAUCUGGUUAUCUUCUCCCUCCAGUGGCCCCAAGCGCUAUGACUGGACCGGGAAGAACUGGGUGUACUCCCAUGACGGCGUGUCUCUGCAUGAGCUGCUGGCCAGGGAGCUGACUGAAGCUUUAAACACCAAACUGGACUUGUCUUCAUUGGCCUAUUCUGGAAAGGGCACUUGACUGCUGUCCAGAUUCGAAAACAUUAAAAACUAUCAGGCAAAGACCCCAGCCUCCUUCUAUAGCUGAAUGUCUGGUUUCCCAUACCUGCUUCCGAAGAUAAUCACACUGUGUGCAACAACUCUGUGAAAAAAAGUGUGUUACCUCCCA
Molecule: messenger RNA, 799 nt
Organism: Rattus norvegicus (Norway rat)
Lineage: Eukaryota; Metazoa; Chordata; Mammalia; Rodentia; Muridae
Gene: Fxn
Product: frataxin
Exons: 5
Coding region: 26-652 (208 amino acids)
Biological process (GO): intracellular monoatomic cation homeostasis; inorganic ion homeostasis; iron-sulfur cluster assembly
Cellular component (GO): cytosol; mitochondrion
Molecular function (GO): ferric iron binding; ferroxidase activity
Source: RefSeq, marked validated